Molecule: messenger RNA, 1617 nt
Organism: Syngnathoides biaculeatus (alligator pipefish)
Lineage: Eukaryota; Metazoa; Chordata; Actinopteri; Syngnathiformes; Syngnathidae
Product: heterogeneous nuclear ribonucleoprotein A1-like
Exons: 10
Coding region: 145-1209 (354 amino acids)
Molecular function (GO): RNA binding
Source: RefSeq, a predicted model, not a curated record
CGGGAACUCCCGACCAAUUGCUACGUCGGAGAAGAGGACGUGUUGCUAUUUCUGCUCCUGUUGAGGGGCAGUCUUCGGUCGCUUUCCUCGCGCACUUCACCUUCAUCACUGAAAUUCAACAGUCGGUUGAACUUGGACGGCGAGAUGUCGAAAGAUAUUCCACGUGAACCGGAGCAGCUUCGCAAGCUGUUCAUCGGGGGGUUGAGCUUUGAGACCACAGAUGAAAGCUUGCGGGCCCAUUUUGAACAAUGGGGGAGUCUCACGGAUUGUGUGGUCAUGAGAGACUCCAGCAACAGGAGGUCCAGGGGCUUUGGCUUUGUCACCUACUCGUCGGUGCAGGAGGUUGACGCCGCGAUGGCCGCCCGUCCUCAUAAGGUGGACGGCAGAGUGGUCGAACCCAAGCGUGCCGUGUCCAGAGAGGAUUCCAAUCGACCGGGUGCUCAUGUUACCGUCAAGAAAAUAUUUGUUGGGGGCAUUAAGGAGGACACCGAGGAAUCGCACAUGCGCGAUUAUUUCCAGCAAUUUGGAAAGAUCGAAGUGAUUGAAAUCAUGAAUGACCGGGUCACGGGAAAGAAGAGAGGCUUUGCAUUUGUUACUUUUGACGACCACGACGCAGUUGACCGGAUUGUCAUCCAGAAAUAUCACACCAUCAACUCCCACAACUGUGAAGUUCGAAAGGCCCUCCCACGACAGGAUAUGCAGUCUUCGGGAAUGCGAGGAGGAUUUUCAGGUGGAAGGAGCAGCGGUGGCGGCGGCGGCGGCGGAGGCGGAAGACCUUAUGACUACGACAGAGGUUUUAACCAGGGCAGCCGAGGUCGAUAUGGAGACAGCCAUUACAACGGCGACGGUGCACUUCUCCUUCUUCUUUCUAUAACCUUAACGCCCCGCCCCCCACAGCUUUGGACCACUGUACUGAAAAGGCCACUUGUUCGUAGGAUACGGAGCGGUCCUGGCGGGGGAUACAACAACGGAGGCAGCCGUGGUUAUAACCAGGGCUACAACCAGGGCGGUGGCGGCUAUGGUGGAAAUAACUACGAUAGCAACGGUUACGGCAGCUGCGGGGGAGGCGGCAGCUACAACAUGGGUCACUAUGACUCCCAGUCCCAGUCUAACUUCGGCCCGAUGAAGAGCAGCUUUGGCGGUGGCGGACGGAGCUACGGCGGUGGCUACGGGGGAAGUUCAAACAGCGGCUACGGACGACGGUUUUGAAGCGAGAACGCGGGCUGAGUACUUAGGAGAGGAAGUGACAGCGAGAGGAGAGGAAGUGACAGGGCAGCUGCAGGUGUACCUCCUAAAUCUGCUCGGCCAAACAUGUGGCGGCUUACGACUGCCGCAACACACGUAUAAUAGACUUGAAAAAGAAACACGUGGAGGGUCUUCAAUUUAAGCGUUUUUUUGUGGUUUUUUUUUUUUUUUUUUUUGGUUUUGUUUUUGGGUUUUUUUUUUUUUUUGUUUUUUUUUUUUUUAAAUCAAUUUUAAAAAAAAAAAAAAAUCUGUUUCUGGAAAGCAAGCAUUCCAAUGAGGGUUUUAUGUAGAUAUUUUUGUCCUUGAUCUCUGGUUUUAUUUGUAACUGCAUCAACGUUGAGCUGAAAUAAACAAACCUUCAGUCUUUUUACA